This is a messenger RNA of Anas platyrhynchos (mallard), 903 nucleotides long. It is a transcript of the gene STMP1, whose product is annotated as short transmembrane mitochondrial protein 1. The record is from RefSeq and is a predicted model, not a curated record. Gene Ontology annotation, cellular component: respiratory chain complex. NCBI's taxonomy places the organism in Eukaryota, Metazoa, Chordata, Aves, Anseriformes, Anatidae.
CUGUGCAGCCGCCCAGGGGCGUUGGUGGGCGCACCCGUCCCCGCGGCGAUGAGGGCGGGCCGGGACCCGGAAGAGGAGCCGCUGUCGACCGCCUGACUUCCCAGGCAGGCAGGCAGGCAGGCAGGCAGAAGGGGCGGGCGCCAUGCUGCAGUUCUUGCUUGGUUUUACUCUUGGCAAUGUGGUUGGGAUGUAUCUGGCUCAGAACUAUGAUAUUCCUAACAUUGCAAAGAAGCUUGAAGAUUUUAAGAAGGAUGUGGAAGCUAAGAAGAAACCUCCCAGUGACAAGUCCUAAGGGAGUGGUGUUACCCAAGUCACCUCUGUGCAUGCGUCAAGGAUGCAAUUUACCUUUCAGGCAACAAAGAUCAAGUAGAGGUUUGGCAUGGGAGCUUCCUCCGCUUUUAGUCUCCUAGAGCCAGAAUGUCCUGUUUUGAAAAAGCAACCAUGAACUUUUUUGUGGGACUGAUUUUCAAGGGUUUCAGAAUUUUGGAUUUGCAACAAUAUGACUGGAUAAUAUCACUUGUACUUUUCGUUACUGCUUUUCCUAAUAUUUUAUAGCACAUUUUUACCUGAUCCAACUGGAGAAUAGUGUUAGUCCUAUUAUUAUGUAUACCUCAUACUUUGUAAUACCCUAAGUCUUAGAAUACCGCAAAAGAAAUUAAAUGCAUCAUGAAUUAACUUUCAGGGUUUCUUGUAAUUUGUUGUGGGUACUUCUUAAGAUCUGCAUUCCAUUUGAGAUGGGAACUUCCUGAGAGGUGCAACAAUAAAGUUAAUUUAUCAAGCUAUGAACUUGGGGGGAAGGAGAAGUUUCUGCUUUUUCCGUUAUGUUAAAUGAUCACUUCUACCAGUGUAAAAUUUGUGCUAUCUCUGAUGAUUCCGGAAGGCAUAAAAGGUUGUCUAAUUUAA